Schistocerca americana (American grasshopper) is the source of this 501-nucleotide messenger RNA. RefSeq lists its product as uncharacterized. The record is from RefSeq and is a predicted model, not a curated record. Gene Ontology annotation, molecular function: serine-type endopeptidase activity. Lineage: Eukaryota; Metazoa; Arthropoda; Insecta; Orthoptera; Acrididae. Gene Ontology annotation, biological process: proteolysis. The transcript has 3 exons. Bases 1 to 501 code for a protein of 166 amino acids.
AUGGCGCGCGCUGGCGGACUGCUGCUGCUGUUGCUCGUGUGCGCGCUGGCGCGCGCGGAGAGCGACAUGGAGCUGCUGCGGAAGGCCAGCAGCGCGCUGUGCGCGUCGACCCACUCGCGCUUCGCGCGCCUCCGGGCCGACACGGCGCCCAAGGUGGAGCUCGAGCCGCCGGGCACCGUCAGCCCGGCCGGCUUCAACGUCUUCGUCGUGUUCGGCGUGCGGCCCUGCUCGGGCGUGCUAGUCUCCGACUGGUACAUCCUCACCAGCGCCUACUGCACCGAGCACGCCGUAAACGGUACGGCCUUCCUGGGCGGCACCAAGUACCAGUCGAUGGCGGACGUGCGGCAGCCGGAGGUGGUGGUGGCGGUGGUCAGCGACAUCCGCGUCUACAGUGGUUCCGACCGCCACCUGGACCACGACGUGGCGAUCGGCAAGCUGUCGAGGAAGUGCGAGCCGAAUGCCAACAUCAACCACGCCGCACUCACCUCGGUCACCAAGUGA